UUAAGGUGAGAAAAGAGACAAACAGGAGACAGGAAGCUGAUCUGCAAGGAUUCGGAGUUAUGCUGAAAGGACUUUGAUUUUUUUUUUUUUCCUUUUACAAACGCUGGCAAUUGACAUCACUACAGACAGCCUGGUAGGGAACAAACUGCCUCAUCCCAAGUGGACUCUGGCAGCUGGGGGAAGGCAGACAAGAUCUGGGGAAGCUGUGUGGAUUUUUCCCCCUACCGGUCCCCAUCGCCUUUUUUUUUUUUUUUUGGUGUGUUUCUUUUUUAUAUUCUGGCUGUGUUGGAAGUAGCGAGUGGUGGAAAACAGGAAUCUCGGAAGCCUCAUCAGUCAUCGGGACUGUCAGGAAUAGUGGUUUAAGAGGAAGCUCGGCCUGGGGCACCAUACCCUGUCAUCCAGUUCCCUGCCUCGGAGAUAAAGAUUCCAGCUACAUGGGCAAACGCCUGGAUCAGCCACAAAUGUACCCCCAGUACACUUACUACUAUCCUCAUUAUCUCCAAACCAAGCAGUCCUAUGCACCAGCUCCCCACCCCAUGGCUCCUCCCAGCCCCAGCACAAACAGCAGCAGCAACAACAGCAGCAGCAACAGCAGCGGGGAACAGUUGAGUAAAACCAACCUGUACAUUCGAGGCCUUCCACCAGGCACCACUGACCAGGACCUAAUCAAGCUGUGCCAACCGUAUGGAAAAAUUGUAUCUACAAAGGCAAUUCUUGACAAAAACACAAAUCAGUGCAAAGGCUAUGGUUUUGUGGAUUUUGACAGUCCUGCAGCUGCCCAGAAAGCAGUAGCAUCUCUCAAGGCAAAUGGCGUGCAGGCACAGAUGGCCAAGCAACAAGAACAAGACCCAACAAACCUUUACAUCUCAAAUCUCCCCAUUUCUAUGGAUGAACAGGAACUUGAGAAUAUGCUGAAACCCUUCGGACAUGUCAUUUCCACAAGAAUACUGAGAGAUGCUAAUGGAGUCAGCAGAGGCGUUGGUUUUGCCAGAAUGGAGUCUACUGAAAAAUGUGAAGUGGUAAUUCAACAUUUUAAUGGAAAAUAUCUGAAAACACCACCUGGCAUCCCAGCCCCUAGUGAGCCUUUACUGUGCAAAUUCGCUGAUGGAGGACAAAAGAAGAGACAGAAUCAAAGCAAAUACACCCAGAAUGGAAGGCCGUGGCCCAGGGAAGGAGAGGCUGGCAUGGCUCUGACCUAUGACCCCACAGCUGCCAUACAGAAUGGAUUUUAUUCUUCACCGUACAGUAUUGCAACCAACCGCAUGAUUCCACAGACAUCUAUCACGCCAUUCAUUGCUGCUUCCCCUGUCUCCACAUACCAGGUCCAGAGUACUUCAUGGAUGCCUCAUCCGCCAUACGUUAUGCAACCAACAGGUGCUGUGAUCACGCCGACGAUGGACCAUCCCAUGUCCAUGCAGCCAGCAAACAUGAUGGGUCCCCUGACACAACAGAUGAACCACCUUUCGUUGGGCACAACAGGAACGAUUCAGUCCCAAGACAGGAUUAUGAUACUCCACCAGCUGUUGUGUCAGUAUAUGACUGCUGCUGCUCCUAUGCAAGGGACCUACAUUCCCCAGUACACGCCUGUGCCUCCGACAGCUGUUUCUAUUGAAGGUGUUGUUGCUGAUACCUCUCCCCAGACAGUGGCACCUUCAUCGCAGGACACCAGUGGUCAGCAGCAACAGAUAGCAGUGGACACAUCCAAUGAACAUGCAUCUGCAUAUUCUUACCAACAGUCUAAACCAUAAACAAGACUGAAGAAUGUCCGUCCGAAACUUUGCCUUGAAUGAAGAAACUUCAUUGAACAAGAAGUUGGCUUCCAGUUUGCACAGGCGUCAAUGGAAUGCUUUCUUUUUUUUUUUAAUUUUGUACUUUACCCAAUGGAAACAACGCGUUUUGUGUGCUGUGCAAAUGGGUCCUUCAUGUGGUCUGACAGUUUAUUUUUUGCCAUCAUUUUUUUAUUACAGCAAAAAGAAAUCCCAGAAGAGGAAAAAUGAAAACAAAACAAAACAUGGAAGGUUGACAUUUUAUCUGGAAGAACAUUUGAAUUCAGAAUUGACCUGAAGGUGUAGAUAGAUUUUUUUUAACAAAAAAUCUGAUGUCAAGAGGUGGACAAGCAGAAAUGGAAACAAAUUGUCUUCCUCGUAAUUAAGCUACUCUUUCUUUUUUUUCUUUCUUGUUUAAAUGUGGAUUGUUUUUUUAAUUUUUUUUCUUAGAAAUAUUUAGGUAAGAUUUAUCUUGAAUCUUAAUUGCCUUAAUUUUAAGGACGUCAAAGGCUCUCGAGGCAAGCUGUCAACGUCUUGUUAAAAAAAUCAAGAAAGAAUUGAAAUAUUGUGCCAGCUUUAACUGGUACAGAAGCUUAAGACUAUGAGUUUUUAGGGUGACAAAAAAACUGUACAGUUUAAAAGAAAAUGUUUUUCUUCAUUUGAAGAAAAUUUGUUGAUAAAAGAAACCAUGGCAACUGCAAGAAUUGGCAAAAUGCUGGGACUUUUCUUGAACUUUGUCUUAAGUGUUGAACCAUUUGGAAGGCUAAAACAUUUUAUGGUAAAGUUAUUAAGGUUGGUUUAAAAACAACUGCAUUAGAAAUAAUGCGUGUUUGGGGGCAGAAUGCAGAAUUUUUUUAAUUUACAAAGCGUGAUUGCUAGCAAAAGCAUUAGUGCUUUUUAUCUGCAGUCUUUUUUAUGAGCUUUACAAAGUUUUUAGUCAGCUUUGCUUGUCACAUUGCAAAACCUAGCUUAAAAGCAUUAAAAAAAAAACUUAAGUAGAUAGGAGCUUAUGGUCAAAAGUGCAAAACAAAACAAAACAAACAAAAAAACAAAAAAAGCAAUAGAUAGAGAAAUUGUUGACAAUUUCUGUAGUCUUUCCUAGUUGUGAUCAAAUUCAGCCUAUGGAUGGCCUAUUUUAUACCAAAGAUGAAGCGGCACCCUGUUGCAGUCCGGAAGAUAGAGGUUGUUUUUCUUUACUUUUCUUUAAAAAAUUUUAUUUGACCUUACAUGGCCGGACCAGUUCUUAUUUUGUUGUUUGUUUAAACUACCUUCCACUGGUAUUUUACAUACUGCAAAAAAAUUUUUUUUGUAUAUUUGUGGACAGGAGAAGCUCGCACCUGCUGUGCCCAGCAGUUUCAGCGUGAAGAGUUCUGGAAACCAACUGCUAGAGCCGACUGGCUUUCCAUUCCAUGAGCUUUUCCAGUUCUUUGCUAGCUGUCUGGAAUAGUGAAACCUGUAUUGAUGGCCACCAAUAAGCUGAGACACUUUUUUAACAGGUUGAAAUUUCUUUUUUUGUGAAUUUUGAACUAAAGGCACUUCCUGAACCUGGUCUGAAGGGUCACUUGUUAAAAAAAAAAAAAGCGUAGUGAUAUUGUGUUAAAUGGUGAGUGGUUUCCUGAAAAGACCUCAUUGUAUUUGUAACAAUAGUCUUCCUUCUAAAUUCCAACACCUCUUGAUUUUGUCUUUGCACCUUAGUCUUGGUUGUGACCCACCAUGAAUAGUCACCUUGAUUCCACAGUGGGGAAGGGAGGUCUUUUUGCCUUUUUUCACUGUACUUUCAUAUCCUGGUGUUGUCAGAAGAAAGACAAAAUAGACCUUAUUAUUUCAAUUUAACUCUCUGAGGGAAGUAGAACCAAUAAGAUUGAGGAUUCUGUUAGUGGAAUUUAGGUAAGCUUUUGAAAUGCUAGUUGACAAUCAAGAAAUUAUAUGAUUGAUAUUAAUAAGAACCAAAACAAUUAGGUUUGAUCAAUCAUUAAAGCCAAAGGGAUAUAUUUGCAUUGAGGAAGAUGCAAAAUUGUGUCUAAAAUGAAUUAUAUUGAUGUAACAAACAUCUCCGCAUAUUUGGUUCAUGAAAUCCGUAUCCAACCUGUACAGUUUCACUUGAAACAAAAGGCAAUGAAACGUUAUUCACUGAACUAGACCCUAAAAUUGCUUUCUUAAUGAAUCAUUAGAAUCAAAGAAGGGAAAUUCUUUUCACAAACUGUCAGAGGAACCUGUUUUACUUAGUCCAGAAAAGGGAGUGAAAUGCACCAAGUUCACUGUAAAAGAAAGCAGAGUAGACUUUUAAAAACUUUUUUAAAAUUUAAAAGAUAAAUCAUAGUUCCAUUAGAUCAACAGGAGUCAUGAGUUUGACUUGUAUAGAAGUUUCAAUAUUUCACCAUUUAUGACAUACCAACAAAAGCUGAGUGCUGAAAUAGACCUGGUUCUCUUAUUUGCAACAUCAUGUACUGAGAACUCAAAUCUUGAGAAAGACUCCAUAUCUUUAUGGUCAAAUUAGAGGUGAAAAACAUAUCCAAGAAAUUGCAGCAUGCUACAGAGAAAUGUGAACCGGUCACACCCAUCCUUAUGGUUUUCCAUGCUUUCGUGAGAAUCCAAGGUUUCUACUUUUUUCUGUUCCAUCCUUCAGCCUCUCUGGUAUCUUAAGGGUGGUGCUUCAGUUUUAUCUUUGAGAAGUGGGCCCCCAAAUUUCAGGGGGUGAGGCAAACAUGUAUGGAAACUGUAUUUUCUGUCUCUUUUUUUCACUCUCUGCACUCUGUGUAUAAAUAAGGAUUAUCCUGGGCAUAAUUCAUUUGAAUAUGAAACCAACACGUUUUCUUUUGUUUCUAUAAAAAAAAACUUAAAUGUGAUACAAAGAAAGUCUCAUUUAUACAAUCAGUGAUGAGGCUAAGAGGUAGCUACCAUGUGGCUGAUGAAUGUGCCUAGGUAACUUCCUGUUUUUAUUCAAAACUACUGCUUUAUUUAUACAUUCAGAAACAUUUUUUUCAACUAUGAAAUUUCAAUGAUCUCAAUUUUUUUAAGCCACGUCAGGCAAAAGGAAAUUACCUGUCAGUUUAUGUAUCCAUGUGUGUUUUGUGUUUGGACUUUUUGCAUCCUGCCAUUCUAUACAAUGUCUUAUUUCAAAUCGAAAAGAAAAAAAAGAAGGAAAAAAAUGGCACAUGUUCAAGUUCGCAUCUGUCAUCUUCCCUGAUUAAUCAUUGUUUCUAAAAGUCAUGUCUUGGGGGGAAAAGCAUCAGCAGGUAAGCAGCAUUACACUGUAUGAAAAAUAAAAACAAACCAAAAUAUGUGUUCAAUAUAUGCAGACAUCAGAAUCCUAUUUUGGUUAUUUUAAUCCUCUUUAGGAUGAUAUACAUUUGGUUUAAGUAUUCUGGUCCACCAGGUUUUCAAGCCUGUGCUCAAGUGUUCAAUUUUUCCUUUCAACUUCAAUUGCCAAGAUUUCACCUAAAGCACAGGAAACAAACUAAAGCCAGAAUCCAAGUGGGAUAAACACUAUCUCACCCAGACUCUAGUGACUCUAGUGGUCAGUGGAGGAGUGCGGUGAUUUUAAGUAAUGAUAAGAGACGGUCAGGGGUGGAAAAGUGUGCCCGGCGACUGGGGGCUCCUCAUGCAAGGCCCUGACUCCAGGAGACGUUAUGGCCGCAAGUGAACUAAUUAUAAUACGAGCAGGGGCUGGUGACUCUUUGCCUUUGUACACUGGCAUGUCUUGAAUAUUGCAAGUGGCAUAAUAUUCUUUUAAAAACCCC
Molecule: messenger RNA, 5506 nt
Organism: Artibeus jamaicensis (Jamaican fruit-eating bat)
Lineage: Eukaryota; Metazoa; Chordata; Mammalia; Chiroptera; Phyllostomidae
Gene: RBMS3
Product: RNA binding motif single stranded interacting protein 3
Exons: 15
Coding region: 435-1748 (437 amino acids)
Cellular component (GO): cytosol; ribonucleoprotein complex; nucleus
Molecular function (GO): mRNA 3'-UTR binding; poly(U) RNA binding; poly(A) binding
Source: RefSeq, a predicted model, not a curated record